Molecule: messenger RNA, 2932 nt
Organism: Strigops habroptila (Kakapo)
Lineage: Eukaryota; Metazoa; Chordata; Aves; Psittaciformes; Psittacidae
Gene: MAP2K2
Product: mitogen-activated protein kinase kinase 2
Exons: 11
Coding region: 65-1261 (398 amino acids)
Biological process (GO): protein phosphorylation
Molecular function (GO): protein kinase activity; ATP binding
Source: RefSeq, a predicted model, not a curated record
UUUCCCUCCCCGCGCGCGCGCGCGCGCUCCCGGUAGGCCCCCGCAGGCGCGGCGCGGCCCGGCCAUGCUGGCCAAGAGGAAGCCGGUGCUGCCGGCCCUCAACAUCGCCCCCAGCGCCGCCGAGGGGCCGAGCCCCGACGGCUCCGCAGAGGCAAACCUGGUGGACCUUCAGAAGAAGCUCGAGGAAUUAGAGCUGGACGAGCAGCAGAAGAAGCGCCUGGAAGCUUUUCUCACGCAGAAAGCCAAAGUGGGCGAGCUGAAGGACGAUGACUUUGAGAGGAUCUCCGAACUGGGGGCUGGCAAUGGCGGCGUGGUCACCAAAGUGCAGCACAAACCCUCAGGGCUCAUUAUGGCACGGAAGCUGAUUCAUUUAGAAAUCAAACCAGCCAUCAGGAACCAGAUCAUCCGAGAGCUGCAGGUGCUGCAUGAGUGCAAUUCCCCGUACAUCGUGGGUUUCUAUGGAGCCUUCUACAGCGACGGAGAGAUCUCCAUCUGCAUGGAGCACAUGGAUGGUGGCUCUUUGGAUCAAGUGUUGAAAGAAGCCAAAAGAAUUCCCGAGGAGAUCUUGGGGAAAGUCAGUAUAGCGGUUCUAAGAGGCUUGGCAUAUCUGAGAGAGAAGCACCAAAUCAUGCACAGAGAUGUGAAGCCUUCCAACAUCCUGGUUAACUCUCGAGGAGAGAUUAAGCUGUGUGAUUUCGGGGUCAGCGGUCAGCUCAUUGACUCCAUGGCAAACUCUUUUGUGGGAACACGGUCCUACAUGUCUCCCGAGCGGUUGCAGGGCACCCACUACUCGGUCCAGUCCGACAUCUGGAGCAUGGGGCUGUCGUUAGUGGAGCUGUCUAUCGGAAGGUACCCAAUCCCCCCGCCAGACUCCAAGGAACUGGAAGCAAUAUUUGGCCGUCCCGUGGUGGACGGGGCAGAGGGAGACUCUCACAGCAUCUCGCCGCGGGCCAGGCCCCCAGGACGCCCCGUCAGUGGCCAUGGGAUGGACAGUCGGCCCGCCAUGGCCAUCUUUGAACUGCUGGAUUAUAUAGUUAAUGAGCCACCUCCCAAGCUGCCCAGUGGAGUUUUCACACAAGACUUCCAGGAGUUUGUAAAUAAAUGCUUAAUUAAAAACCCAGCAGAACGGGCAGAUCUGAAGAUGCUGAUGAGUCACACCUUCAUCAAGCGCUCCGAGGUGGAGGAGGUGGAUUUCGCGGGCUGGCUGUGCCGAACGCUGCGGUUGAACCAGCCCAGCACUCCCACCCGUGCCUCCGUGUGAGGGCCCCGGGGUCAGCACAUCUGCCUCCGCCACCAUUUCCUCUCCUUCAGCAGGCGACACAAGCGCCCUCCCUCCUUCCUCCUCCUCCUCCUCUCGGGCCCCUCCUCGCCUCGCGUCCCAGCGGCAAAGCACCAUCGUCCCCUCGGAAGCAUCUCUCGGCCGCCCCGCAGCCGGAGCGGGGUUGGUUUCUAUGGAUGGUGUUGGGAGGGGGGGUGGUUUCCAGGCCUCUGCUCCAGCUCCGGAGCUCCUGACACUUGGGCAAUGUGGUGCUGCUUCUGUUCAUUUUUCUUUGUUUUGGUUUUGAAACAUGGUCACUUGGGUUAAAGAAAGAAAAGAAUCGUGUGUGGGAGAUGUGGCCGGACCUCCACCUCCUCCUGGUGGGCUCCGACGGGGGGAGAUCAGUGAAGGGAUGGAGAAACUCUGCCUUGCGUGGCUGGGAAUGGUGUCGCUUUCCCAUCGCUUUCCCAGUGCUGGGACAGGGGUUAGUGGCUGAGCGGGAGCGGAGCAGGGAGCUCCCUCCUGGCUCUGCUGAGGGUGGAGGAGAGGAGAGAGUUGUGUUUUAUUGGGUUUCUUGUUAAAGAGUUGUGUUAAAGCCUGUUCUUGUCACACACUGGAUGUUUAUGAAGGGUCUUGAUGCGUUGAGUGCGGGCAGAGCUCUUGGAGUGGGAGGGAAUUUGGGGGGAGCUGCGGGUUGGGGGUGAAUGGGGCCAUGGCAAGCCCUGUCUUGGACCUUUGGGUGCCUUCCCUGGCUCCUUCCAGUGCAGGGCUGGGAGGCAGAGCUGCUGUGGCCAGGGCAGGAGUGGGGUCCCCCCCGACCCACCAUCUCCUAAGGAUGGGAAUGAGUGAACCCCAUCCAGGCUCCUGGUUUUCCCUCUCCAGCUGCCUCUUACCAAGUGCCCUUGGCUAUGGGGGAUGUAGCAGAGCCCGGGGGUCCCCAUCGGACCCCCCUUGAGCCCCCCACUCCCCUGGGAUGGGGCUGUGGGGUGCCAAGGCUGGGCCUGGCAGGGCAGGGAUGAACCCCCCCAGUUGUCCCCAGGCCCCCUUGGCCUCACCGGGGGUCGUGGUCCCUCCUGGCCCUGUCCCCCCCUGCCCGGGAAGGACCUUGCGCACCCCAUGGCUCCGGCUGGGCCCUGCUCUCACCUCGUUUUCCACCACGUGUGUGCAUUGUUGGGGGACCCAUCUCCCCCAGGCCCCUGCAGGAGGUGAUUUGGGGAAGCUUGGUGCGAUUUUUACCUAUUUUCCUUCUUUUCAGGCUGGUUUUUUUUUCCCUGGUGGGUCCUGCUCUCAGCAAGGGGGGGCUGUCAGUAACCCUAAGGGGCUGCCAGGGCCCCCGUAACCCCAAACCCCUCAUCUCCUUCUGCAGCAAAGGCACUGUCCUGCUGGGGACAACCACAUCCCCCCACGGUAAUCCCAGGGGGAGACCCCACAUUUGGGGGGGUCUGUGCUCACUGGCUCUUCUUGGGCUGCUUGUGGUGGGUGGGUUUUGCCCCUAAUAGAAAUGGGAGGUGGGGAAGGGGCAGGUCUAAAGCUUUGGGGUAUUUUGGGGUGGUUUCAGUGCUGGGUUUUGGAGGAGGGGGAGGCAGUUGUGGUGGUGCAAUUACUUUUUUAGACUCAAUAUUUUCGUCAUGGGGUGAAAAAAACCCACCCAAAUAAAUGGCACUUUACAGCUAA